AGUCCAGCUCUCACACCGGAAGUGUGAAGAGCUAGCAAGCUUUCCAGCAGCAUGCAAAAUGGUGGCCACCAGGAGAGGAGUACGCGUGGACUCUCCGACUAAAACAAACCCCGACCAGUCCUCUGAUGUCCCGGCCAGUCCAUCCGCUGGUCGGAAAACCAGGAGCACUGCUAAACAAGCAGAGAGCCCGACCAAACAUGCCCUGGUGGAGACCAGCAGCCAGCUCGAAAAAAAUGAGGGACAGCUUGCAUCUACCCCCCUGCUAAAAAGAUGCGCCAGAGCUUCCAGACUCCACAGUCCAGAGCAGUCAUGCACACCGGUGGGCUCCGUCCACGAAGCAGAAACGUCAGACGUAGACUCUUGCUGCUCUGCGGUGACUGACACAGAACUACCAAGGAUGCGCACCAGGUUGAGGAGGAGACAGCCCUGCGUAGUAAGUCAGGAGGAUGAGGAGAUAUCCGAGGUGGAAUCAUGCUCUUCUACAGUAUCUGCAUCGAAAGCUGUCCGUCGCAGCACGAGGAGGAAGGCGAUUCCCAAAAGCCCCGAGCCAGCUCAUGUUGAGGUGGGAGACGUCAAGGUCGACUUGGUGUCCAAACUCCAGAGAGUCACCAGAAGUCAGAGAAAAACAACGUGCUCCAGAUCAUCUGCCAAACAACAAACUGAAGACUCUGAGCUCUCAGAAGCUGACAGCUGCGUAUCCAGCGUCUCAGCAGCAGGAGCUUCGAAGUCCACAAUUCGCAGAUCUACGAGAUCCAGAAGGCCAACCGGUCCGAUACCCAUCUACCUAGACGAAACCUCGGAAGGCUCCCAAUCCCCUGGCCGAAGAGCUCGACUGAGCCGGGCAGCUAAAGAGAGUGCAGCAGCUGCUGGUGAAGUCAGUGAGUCCCAGUCUUGUGACUCUGAAGGGUUUGAGUCCGGGCCCACGUACAGUAUGACGACGCGUAGACGGAGAAAGACCCAAUCAACCGGCCCCAAAGCCGUGGACUCAGACGCUGAGCCAACUGACGCGCAUUCCCCAAUGGGCAGCCCCCGCACCACGCAAAGCAAAGGGACUCCCUGCAGAAGCCACAAAGGCUCGGAGAGCAGCAGUCGCUUGGUCAAAGGGUGUAGUGUUAUUAUUGAAAAAGCUGAGGACACUUUAAUCAAUGAUACUAGCUUAGAAAGUACAAUGAUCCUUGAGGACGCAGACUGCACACUGUUGGUAGACGAUGGGAACCAAACGUUGGAAGAAAAAGAGAAAGAAGGCGUGAAUACCACGGACCUCACACCAAAUACAGUGAGUGUGGAAAAGGGAGUAAUUGUCAUUUCAGAAGACGAAGACUCCCCUCGGUCUCUCAAGAUAUCAGACAGUCCUGCUUGUGCUGAGGAAGCUGUAAUUACACCUGCAGUGACUGACAGACACCAGCAGGAGGAGCGGUGUGCAGAAAAUAUGGACAGGGACGGCUCGGAGAAGAUGAUGAUGCAGGAAACAAUCCAGCCAUCGGAGCUGUUAAAGCCUUUGCAAUCAGUUGCAGUAACAUUAUGUGAAAGUGCUUCUGAAAUCACAGGGGAGACAGAGAAGAAGGAUGAAGCUGUGGAAGUGGCUGACGUGGACGCCCAUGCAGCACAGGGAGAUGAGGAUGCUGCUGUGGAAACGGGGCCGUGUGGGGAGGAGAAAAUGGAAGUCAGCACAUUGAAUAUAGAUGAACAGCAGGUGGUCGACUCUAAUGAGGUCCAAGUUGAGUCCAUUCAGGUGACGUCCAGCCAGCAGCAGAAUAUCACAGUGCAUUCUGACCCUGAACAGCAGCCUAAAGAUGUCAUCGUCCAGAAUACAAAAAUAAUCAGCCUGCUGGACAGCAGCGAAGAUGAAGACGCCGAUGAUGAGGAGGAGAUGGAAGUUUCUGGAGAGGAGGUCGAUGAAGAUCUGGAAUUACUAUCAGAGGAGAGAGCAGGACCUUCACAGAAGUGUGACGCAGCAGCUACAGCCGUUGGUGGACUGUUUAUGAUUGACACGCGGCCCGGACAGGAGGCUGAUGAACUGUACUACAAGGAGAGGCCAACGGAGGAGGAGGAGAAAGCCUCAAAGGGAGAGACAGUGGAGCAGGAGGACCCAGAUGAGUUUGUUGAUGAGGAGGGGGAUGGCGAUGAUGAUGCAGAACUCCUUUUCUAUAGUAGAAAUCCUCUGUUGAAAGACGCGUCCAGCCGUAUUGAUCCCGGAAUCAGCCUGAAGGAGCUUGGCGGCUUGUACAUCAAUUUUGAUGGCAGCCAAUCAACACCUGUCUCCGGUUCACUGCAAGAACUAAAGGAAAAGAAGAUCCAAGAUGAGGUGAUGAAGAAGAGUGUGAUGGGAGCGGACUUCGAGAAGAAGGACGCGGUGCCUCCGUACAGUGAAUCCAAACGAGCCACAAAGUUGAAACGCAAAACGGAGAGGGAGAAAUCCACAGGAGAUGGCUGGUUUAAUAUGAAAGCCCCCGAGAUCACACAAGAGCUGAAAGGGGACCUCCAAGUCCUGAAGAUGAGAGGCUCCAUGGAUCCCAAGAGGUUCUACAAGAAGAACGACAGAGAUGGCUUUCCCAAAUAUUUCCAGGUUGGUACGGUGAUGGACAGCCCAGUCGACUUCUAUCAUUCCCGUAUUCCCAAGAAGGCUCGGAAGAGAACGAUGGUGGAGGAGCUGCUAUCGGACGCCGAGUUCAGACGCAACAACAAAAAGAAGUACCAGCACAUUGUGACGGAGAAAGCGGCGCAAGGAGCUGGCAAGAGGAACAAGAAGACGAAUAAAUUCCAGAAGACUAAUUCAUUCAGGAAGAAGUAAAUCUGAAGACUUGAUGUGAUGAACUGAGUGGCCGAGUUCAUAAAUAUUGAUAUACUGAUAUUAGCAGCGAGAGGUGGGGUCAGUGUCGGAUGAUAAUAAAAAUAGUCAGUGUUUAUACACAGAUUGUGUACAUGCUUAUAUUUACAACUGAAACUUUUUUUAAUCGAAUGGAACUUAUUAUUCCAUUCUGCUGCAGAGUAAUCAUAGUCUUCUAAAUAUAUGUGCAUCAUAUGAACAUUAAAAUAUUAUUCUUUUGAUGACUGGCA
Messenger RNA from Cyclopterus lumpus (lumpfish), 3057 nucleotides. It is a transcript of the gene dnttip2, whose product is annotated as deoxynucleotidyltransferase, terminal, interacting protein 2. NCBI's taxonomy places the organism in Eukaryota, Metazoa, Chordata, Actinopteri, Perciformes, Cyclopteridae. Gene Ontology annotation, cellular component: nucleolus. Bases 59 to 2791 code for a protein of 910 amino acids. Gene Ontology annotation, molecular function: RNA binding. The transcript has 7 exons. Gene Ontology annotation, biological process: RNA processing. The record is from RefSeq and is a predicted model, not a curated record.